AUAAUGCAGGAUAGGUCGAGACAAAAGGAUCAAGGAAUCUCUCUUGCAACUAACAGUUUUACAUUUGAGGAUUGUGUUUAUUUAAGUAAAAUACUUAGUGUUAAAUAUGGUCUAAAGACUAGUGUUGUAAAAGUAGGACAUAUAGAUCAAUGA
Aplosporella prunicola CBS 121167 is the source of this 153-nucleotide messenger RNA. RefSeq lists its product as uncharacterized. The transcript has a single exon. NCBI's taxonomy places the organism in Eukaryota, Fungi, Ascomycota, Dothideomycetes, Botryosphaeriales, Aplosporellaceae. The annotation marks the transcript as partial. The record is from RefSeq and is a predicted model, not a curated record. Gene Ontology annotation, molecular function: endonuclease activity.